CCUUGCAUUGAGCAACAUUAGAAAUUCGGCAAAUUACACGUGUGCAGCAGAGAGCAAGGAGCGUGGUCGGAUCGAGCGCACGAUGAUCAUCAGAGUCCAGGACUUGCCCCUUGCUCCAGUGAACUUGGAGGUGAGUGAGGUGACAGCAUCCUCGUUGAGACUCGAUUGGUCCUACCCGACGUCCUCUUCCAUGUCCCCAUCCUUCGAACCAAAUCACGCUGUCAAAGAAUACGAGGUCAAAUUCCAUCUUACGCACGAAAGCGGUGUCUUUGAGAUUUCUGGCAUCACUGAGCAGUAUUACACAGUCCAGCACCUGAACUAUAGCACGGAAUAUGUGUUCUCCGUCCGGGCUGCGAAUUUCAUUGGAAAGGGUCCUUGGACACCAUGGACAACUGCCACCACCAGAGGACCUAGGACCAGUCUCGUCAUGAAUUUCGGUCGCAAGGCUGGUCAAGCCAAUUGA
Darwinula stevensoni is the source of this 463-nucleotide messenger RNA. NCBI's taxonomy places the organism in Eukaryota, Metazoa, Arthropoda, Ostracoda, Podocopida, Darwinulidae. The record is from the annotation of a GenBank genome assembly.